AGGUCUGGACGGGGCAGUGCGUGGAAGUUCUUUCUCGCGCGCGGGCCGAGCCCUGGCGAGUUCCCCCUGCCCUGACCUUCCCGACGUGCAGCCUUGGCUCUAGUCUCUCCUGCUUCGGCAGCAUUUGCCCUGUCGAUACUCCGGCGGAGUUUCGAGCAGUGCACUCGAAUGCGUGCACACCCGACACGCGUCUUUCGGAACUUCUACAACUCUGCAAAUCCUGAUUUGUACAGCAGCUGUCCAAGGCUCCCAAACACAAUGGUACUUUCCUGGGCUGCAGUCAUUGCUAUGUUUGCGCUUUCCUCCAUUUACUGCCUAGUUUCUCACCACAGCCCAGAGCUGUGGUUUCAAGACCUCUUCCCUUCUAAAGUGUGCCCUGCAAACACCAGCAUGGACACGUUAUAUGGCAUCAUGUUUGAUGCAGGAAGCACAGGGACACGGAUUCACAUUUACACCUUUGUUCAGAGAAGCCCAGAAAAACCUGCAGAGUUAGAAGGCGAAAUCUUUGAAUCAGUCAAGCCAGGACUCUCCGCCUAUGCUGAUCAGCCUGGAAAAGGAGCAGAAACAGUCAGACAAUUGUUGGACAUGGCUAAAGAAGCUGUACCGCCCAGUCACUGGAGUAAGACCCCGGUUGUCCUGAAAGCCACAGCUGGUCUGAGGCUGUUAGCAGAGCACAAAGCCCAAGCUUUACUCUCUGAGGUCAGGGUGGUCUUUGAGGAGUCACCAUUUCUAGUUCCUGAUAACAGUGUUAGCAUCAUGGAUGGAUCUUAUGAAGGUAUACUAGCCUGGAUCACCGUGAACUUUUUGACAGGGCAGUUGUAUGGCCGGAACCAGCAGACGGUGGGGACCCUGGAUCUGGGAGGAGCCUCAACCCAGAUCACAUUCCUGCCACAGCGGGAGGAAACCCUAGAGCAAACACCAAUAGAUUUCCUUACCUCAUUCGAAAUGUUCAACAGCACUUUCAAGCUCUACACACACAGCUAUUUAGGGUUUGGUCUGAAGGCUGCACGGCUUGCUACAUUGGGAGCCCUGGAAAUGGAAGCAUCAGAUGGACGGACAUUCCGAAGUUCAUGUUUGCCAAAACAGCUGGAGGCAGAAUGGCACUUUGGGGGAGUGAAAUACCAGUAUGGUGGCAACAAAGAAGGAGAAACGGGAUUUGAACCUUGCUAUUCUGAAGUGUUGAAGGUGGUAAAGGGAAAAUUGCAUCAACCAGAUGAGAUUCGGCACAGCUCCUUCUAUGCCUUUUCCUAUUAUUACGAUCGGGCUGUGGACACCGCCCUGAUAGAUUAUGAGAAAGGCGGUGUUCUCAAAGUGGGAGACUUUAGAAGAAAAGCCAAAGAAGUGUGUGACAAUCUGGACAGCUACCGCUCUGCCAGUCCUUUCCUUUGUAUGGAUCUCAGUUACAUUACAGCUUUAUUAAAAGAAGGAUUUGGAUUUGUAGACAAUACAGUUUUACAGCUGGCAAAGAAAGUGAACAACAUAGAGACAAGCUGGGCUCUAGGUGCUACCUUUCACCUCCUGCAAUCUCUUGGACUCUCCCAUUGAGAAAACAUCAUCUAAAGAAUAUUUUAUUUUCUUGAAACAAGAAAAGGCAAUUCUGAUGAGCAUACAGCCAAACACAGACCAAAGUAGAACUGGUUACCUUUAAGACUGAGUGGUUCAAGCUGUAAUAAGAUGGGUCCUUCUAGGGUAGUAAGAUGUGCUUCGUUGUACAAUUGCUGCCUUAACUGAUGCCAAAGGGCCCGAAUUCUAGGUUUAUAGCUUUGGAGCUGAUCUUGUGCAGAGGUGAAGCACAUCUUUAGCCAAGGCAUUUAUUCACAUUUGGUACCAAUGCACCCCAAUAUUGAUCUUCCUCCAUAAUAAUAUUUUGCAGGCCUUCUUGUGCAUGAAACUUAAGAUUCAAAUCUCAAAUAGAUGCUUACUUAAUGGAGUUGUUUUUAAACAAAGCUGGAGUGUGUACCAACCUUUUGACAUUUAACAAGUUAAGAUUUUUAGGAUUAGCCGAUUCCUGAAGAGGGCUGCUGAAACUGGUCGAGCUUUAGGAGUGACAGUCAGUGGAAAAACUUGUUUGUCAACCCUCACAUAUAAAUAGCUGGCUAAACAUAGCAGUAAAGACUUUAGGAACACCCCAAAAACGUCUCUCCUCUUUACAUCUCUAAAGCUGAGAGCAAGCAAAAGCCAGCAUUUUCUGGCUACUUUAGAGGACCAUGAGGAGUGCCGGGGAUGGACUGACAUAAAUAAUUUGAUUCUCAGUCUAGCCUUAAAGAAACUUUUAAUGCAAGGCAUCCUGGUGCCUCCUUCCUGUUGCAAAUGAAGGCCUCCCAAAUCAACUUCCUUGGAAAAUGGUAUGGUUAACAGGACCCCAGCGUGGGACUACCACUAAAGCUGAUGCACUACAUGCUGUCACAUCUUAAACAUUGUGUUUGAGCAGGACAUUUCAGGCUGCAUAAAUAUGAGACUUAACAUGGUAGCCACUGCACAAAGUGUUUCAUCUCUGUGUUGUCCAGAUAUACCAGUACAGUGUAAGCACUUGCUAAA
Molecule: messenger RNA, 2538 nt
Organism: Zootoca vivipara (common lizard)
Lineage: Eukaryota; Metazoa; Chordata; Lepidosauria; Squamata; Lacertidae
Gene: ENTPD5
Product: ectonucleoside triphosphate diphosphohydrolase 5
Molecular function (GO): hydrolase activity
Source: RefSeq, a predicted model, not a curated record